AGGCAAGAGGAGGGAGAAGGGGAAGGGAACGGGGGGACUCGGGGAGGGAGGCCUGUGCCAGGGCGCGUGGUGGGAUGGACGGCAAAGCAAAGCGGAAGCGAGCAGCACGCAGGCAGGCCGCCCGCAGGCAGAGAGGGAGAUGGGAGAAAUUACGCGUCGCCCAGCACGAGCCCCCCACCCGGACCCGCGCCCGGGGUCCUCCCGUUCCUCGCCUCCCCUCCUCACCCGCGAGCGUCAUCCAUCCCCCCUUCCCGUCUUCCCCUCCACCUCGUCACGCCGCACGGGCCCGGCCCAAAUACCCUCGCCCCUCGCCUCCCACCUCCCGGACGCGCUCUCGCCACAAACCCUAACCCUAUCUCCUCACCGGCUCGCCGCCGCCGCGCCGCCGGUCAGUCGUCGGCCCACUCCGUCCGAGGUGCGUGAAAUUGGCUAGUGCAAAGGUGACCCAGCUGGAGUUCGGCGUGUGUGGUAAUGGAGGGGCGUGGGAACCCUCCACUUAGCACCACUGAAGCAGUGAUGAAGAAGCCAAGGAGUGUUGCGUCGAGGAAGCCAAGGUCCACGGAGCAACUCGCCUCUGAGUACAAUGGCAUGUGUGCGCCGUCUCGGAACAUUUCCCAGGAUGAUGACACCGGCGUCGAAGCCGGUGGGCACCGGAGGAAAGAGCUAUACCUAAAUAGCCCUGAGAUGAAGGGCUCCAUGACUCAUAAGAAUGACGUGUCCAGGAAGAUAAGGAAGGAAGACAGAUCUGGAGGAGACUAUGAUGGUCACAGCCGGAGCAGCAAAUCAAAGGAUGCUGCCAGACGUGGUGAUGGUGUUCUUGCACUGGAGUGUACUACAAGGUCUGGAUCCCCUGAUAACCCACGGUUGGUCCCGAGGGAUGGCAGUGUGCAUGGUGAGAAUAGUAUUAGAAAAGUAAAGCUCAAAGUUGGCGGGAUUACUCGAACCAUACAUACAAAAACCAUCCAAGAAGCGGGUGGUAGUGGCAUUCCUGCCACAUCGGAUGGCUCUUCUCAUCGGCAUAAGCACAAGGAUUCUGGUGGGCACACAAACAGAGAUACCCAUGGUAAUCGUGUUGAAGGAAAACAUGGCAAUCGGCAUGACAUCUCGCCAUCUUCUGACCUUGUUCGUAAGAGCAAAAGGAUUCCUAAGAAGAAACCACUUGAUGGAGAUUCUGAUGAUGAAGAUGGUGAAUUGCGCUAUCUGGAAAAACUCCGAGGGGCUAAAGUUGCACCAGAUCCUAUGACCCCUGGGCAUGGAGCUUAUGAUGAUUCUGUUGAUGAUGGUCUCAAGAAAAAGAAGCUGCCCAAGGUUUCUAAAAACAAGAGCACCCCAUAUGAAGUGGAUGAGGACUUUACAAUGUCACGGUUUGUCAGGGAUGGUAGGAAGAAUUUACAAUUAGGGGAUGGCAAUGAGUCUAUUGAAGAGGAGGAAUCUGAGAUGGAUGAAAAGAAUGGGCUAAAGGAAGUUGAUUCACCUUCAGAUGCAAAGAUUGAAACUCCUGGUCUUACAACAAGACAGCGAGCCCUUCAAGGCAGGGGUGGGCAUGGUGAAAGCCUGAUUGAAUUUCCUGAUGGAUUACCAACUGCUUCAUCAAGAAAGCAAAAGGAAAAGCUUUCAGAAGUGGAGAUACAAGCCAAAAAAGCAGAAGCUGCGCAGAGGCGUAAGAUGCAAGUUGAGAAGGCAGAGAAGGAACAACAGGCUGAAGCAAUGAGGAAGAUACUGGGUAUAGAUUCUGAGAAGAAAAAGGAAGAGAAGAAGCUGAAAGAACGGGAGGAGAAGGAAAAACAAGCAAGAUUGGAAGAAUACAGGAAAAACUGCAUCCAGACUGUCAUGGGCCCAACUGGAACUGUCAUCACAUUCCCUGAGAGUAUGGGGCUUCCAAGCAUAUUUAACUCCAAGCCUGUCAGUUAUCCACCUCCAAGGGAGAAGUGUGCAGGCCCAAAUUGCACAAACCCGUACAAGUACCGUGACUCCAAGACAAGGGUUCCACUCUGCAGCCUGGCAUGCUACAAGGCUGUCCAGGGACGUCCUGUGCAGGGGAGUGAAGCUGCCCAAGGAAGUGCUGCUGCUCAGGGAAGUGCUGCGGCCCAGGGAAGUGUCGCUACCCAGGGAAGUGAUGCAGCCCAGGGAAGUGCCGCUACCCAGGGAAGUGAUGCGGCCCAUGGAAGUGCUGGGAAGCAAGCAUGACGAACCAAGUUACCUGACGCGAUGCAACCGUGACCGUCAGUCGGCUGGAGAAGUGUAUGUCGACAUGGCCAGCUCGCUGGUGUGUUGGUUUUUGUGGUUUCACCUGGUAGUAGUUUAACAAUCAAUCUGACAAAAGAUGGGGGUGACUGCCGGUUUCCUUCUGCCCUUCGUGAACAAGUUGGGCGUCGUCGUAUUGGUGGUGGAUCUAGUUAAACUUCUGGUCGGUAUAUUGGGACUAGUCGAGAAAGAAGAAAAAAAAAGUUGUACAGUAA
Setaria italica (foxtail millet) is the source of this 2459-nucleotide messenger RNA. RefSeq lists its product as uncharacterized. Gene Ontology annotation, cellular component: Ino80 complex. Gene Ontology annotation, biological process: chromatin remodeling. The record is from RefSeq and is a predicted model, not a curated record. The transcript has 7 exons. The coding region runs from base 472 to 2187 and encodes 571 amino acids. NCBI's taxonomy places the organism in Eukaryota, Viridiplantae, Streptophyta, Magnoliopsida, Poales, Poaceae.